Cucumis melo (muskmelon) is the source of this 876-nucleotide messenger RNA. RefSeq lists its product as uncharacterized. Bases 57 to 788 code for a protein of 243 amino acids. The record is from RefSeq and is a predicted model, not a curated record. Lineage: Eukaryota; Viridiplantae; Streptophyta; Magnoliopsida; Cucurbitales; Cucurbitaceae. The transcript has a single exon.
GAGAAAUAAUAGAAUUCAGUCACUGUCUUCUCCUCAUUCUUCUCUGAAAAGUUCCAAUGGAGAUUAAGCACAAAGCUAAAAUUCAUCCAUCGCCGCCGCCCUCCUCUUCCUCCUCCGUCUUCAAGCUUCUACCCGCCGCUAUCUUAGCCUUAGCUUCACUCCUCUCUCUCGACGACCGUGAAGUCCUUGCUUACAUGAUCGCCAGGUCCAUUCAAUCCUCUGCAUUGAUCACUUCCACUCGCGUUUCCAGGAAGAAAUCCACCAAAAAACCUUCAAUCAAUGCCGGAAACAGUAAUGUUACUACUACUACUACAACUACUACUACUACUGCUACUUAUCAUAAAACUCCUUUGUUUAGUUGCGAUUGCUUCUACUGCUACACUGCCUACUGGUGCCGCUGGGACUCCUCUCCCAAUCGCGAACUAAUCCACCAAGCCAUCGAGGCGUUUGAAGAUCAUUUGACCAACGGGGAGAAGCCGAAGAAGAAUAACGGUAGAGGAAAGAGAAGAGAUAGAAUCGGGCGUCAAGGUAGUAUAAGUACUGAUAAUAAUAAGACUCUACCUGUUAUUCAUUGUCCGACGUCGGUCGCCGAUGAGUGCGUCGACGUUGCAUUAUCGCCGGUGGUGGAAGAUGAAGGAAGUAUGGUGAAGGAAGUUGAAGAGAAUGGUCCGGUGGUGGAAGAUGUAGGCGGCGGGGAGCAUCAGAAGGGUUUGGCGACGAAGGUACUACCGGACGUGUUGGGUUUUUUUAAUUCGCGUUUAUGGAGUCUGUGGAGUCCGAAUCUUUAAAUUAUUCUUAUUGAAUUUCAAAAAUUUUCCGCGUCCCAAAAAUUAUUAUUAUCUAUAUAUAUAUAUAAUUUUUAUUAUAUUUUUUCCC